AUCAUUGUGUUUCUGUUCCUGCUCUGUGAGUGACUGUGAGCAGAGAGAUGAGGGGAGGAAUACAGUUACUGCUGCUUCUGGCAGUGUUCGUGCUCCAGGCCAGAUGUCAGCAAGGGCUGAAAGUUUCUGUGUACCCAAUCCUACCUGUUAACCAGGCAUUCUCUGGGGACUCAUUUCACUUGAGCUGCAAUGGGAGUGCAAGUGAGAACGGAGUUCAAUGGUACUUGAAUGACAUGCAACAAAGGACGACAAGUAAAACCUAUAAGAUAGCAGCCGCUACCCAGAGGCACUCAGGCCUUUAUCAUUGUGAAAGCAACGGGGAAAAGAGUGACAGUGUCAAUAUUAAUGUCCUGGACUACAUUCCCACUGCCUCACUCACCAUCGUGACAGGCCAGCCAGUGAUGCAGGUCGGGGGGUCAGUCAUCCUGAGUCUCCAUAAUGAAGAUGGUCUGGAGGGAUGGAAAUGCUGGUUCUACAGGGGAGGGGGAACCAAGACAAAGAAGAUAGGGUUGAGGGUGAAGGAGAACAAUCUCAGGCUAGAUUUUCAACCAGCGCGUCUCACUGCCCCUGAAACCAUUUUUUGGUGUAGUGAUGGAACUGAACAAAACAGAAGUAACCAAAUCACAAUCAGGACCUCAGAGAAAAAGUUAUCCCUGGAAAUGUACCCUCUGCCUGCUUUGGUCGGGGAGAGACUGACUCUCAGGUGUCUUGUCUGGGGCACGGAUCAGAUCAGUCACACUGUUUUCUACAAAGACAACAAAACCAUACAGGGUGGUGCCAGUCCAACCUACAAUAUCCCAAGUGUGACAGAAUCUCUAGGGGGAAGCUAUAAGUGCGAGUCCACCUUCACAUACAGAGGCCGAACUGCUGGGCCCCCAUACAAAGAGGAGUCUGAUGAUCAAGAUGUGCUCGUUCAAGUGCCUCCGAUAAGAGCGUACCUCUCUGAAAACCUUGGCAUGUCGUGUUCUUGUCCGUCAUGCCCCAGCAAAAACUCCUAUCGCUGGUACCACAAGAGUGAUGAGGAUCAGCCAUGGGUACCUUUAGGCUCUGAUAAAGGAUACUUGAUGCCAAAAGAGAGUGGUACUUAUGCAUGUAGAGCUGUGUGGCGCAACGGGAGGUCUCUUCUCAGCAAUGGUUAUGCUUAUCAAUCUCCGAUCAAGUUAAUUUUCCUGGUUGUGGUCAUGGUGCUGCUAAUAGGUUUAGCAGUCACAGCUUUUGCUUGUUAUAUGUGGUAUAAGAAGAGAACUCCAAAAGCACCAAUCUACGAGGAUGUGGCACAAGCUUCCCGAAACAAGGGUAAUAACGAAUACGAGAUGUUGCAAAAGUCACGUAGGGAGGGCGAGUACGACACCCUGCACCCAGAGGCACCUGGCACACAGAGGAAAGACGGUGAAUAUGAAGCACUGAGGAAAGCGGAAAUACAAGAAGGGGUGUACCAUACUGUGGAAAAGCAUGGGGCAGUAGGAGAAGAGAGGGGGUAUGAAGUGCUGAAGAGAGAGGGGGUGAAAGAGGAUGUGUAUCACACCGUGGAAAUGCAUGGGGCAGUUGGAGGAGAGGGGGGGUAUGAAGCGCUGAAGAAAGAGGGGAGGAAAGAGGAGGUGUACCACACCCUGAGCAUGGAGGGCGCAGGUGGAGGAGAGGAAGGAAUUAAGCAUCAGGGACAAGCAGCAGACAGAGCUUAUGAGGUGACGGAGGAAAAGAAAGACUGAAGUGAAAAUAACUGAGAAAUGAAAGGAAAGAUAGGUCUCCGAAGAUUUUAUACAAAAGAAAAAAAUGGUGCAAACCAGCAA
Molecule: messenger RNA, 1790 nt
Organism: Notolabrus celidotus (New Zealand spotty)
Lineage: Eukaryota; Metazoa; Chordata; Actinopteri; Labriformes; Labridae
Exons: 8
Coding region: 48-1709 (553 amino acids)
Biological process (GO): cell surface receptor signaling pathway
Molecular function (GO): transmembrane signaling receptor activity
Source: RefSeq, a predicted model, not a curated record